Tetrahymena thermophila SB210 is the source of this 519-nucleotide messenger RNA. RefSeq lists its product as hypothetical. The transcript is spliced from 2 exons. Lineage: Eukaryota; Ciliophora; Oligohymenophorea; Hymenostomatida; Tetrahymenidae. The record is from RefSeq and is a predicted model, not a curated record.
AUGAAAAUUUAAAAGAAAUUAAAUAUAAUCGGUUUUAAAAAUAAACAAAGCAGGCUCUAGAAAUGUUUAGCUUUUAAAAAAAACAGUUAGAAAUAAUUUUAAACAUUUGAAAUUUCAAUAAAUUUACUUGGUUUAUUUGAAAUAAAUAUAAUUUUCUAUUCAAACCAGCCAGGUUAUUAGGUAACAUAAAAUGGAGAUUGUGGUUCAAACAGCUAAAAUGAUAACUGCCUUGUUUAUGAUGAAUAUGGAAACUGUACUCUCUGCAAUGAUGGGUAUUAUCCUAACUAAAAUGGUUGUUCUAACUAAGAUCUUUGCUGGUUAAAGUUAGAUCCUGUUACUAAUUCUUUAUUUUGUAGUGAAUGUAGAUAAUAAACUGACAAAUAAAUUGCAAAGAUAAACUAAGUUUGUUAAGUUACUAAUAAAAGAGAUAAUUGCGCUUAAUAUGUAAAUACAACAAGUUAGUAUGGUUAAACAUAAGCUGUUUGCAUAAGAUGCUAAGAUGGUAAAUAAAUUUUUUGA